Messenger RNA from Melospiza georgiana, 2415 nucleotides. It is a transcript of the gene G3BP1, whose product is annotated as G3BP stress granule assembly factor 1. Lineage: Eukaryota; Metazoa; Chordata; Aves; Passeriformes; Passerellidae. Gene Ontology annotation, molecular function: mRNA binding. The record is from RefSeq and is a predicted model, not a curated record. Gene Ontology annotation, cellular component: ribonucleoprotein complex; cytosol. The transcript is spliced from 12 exons. Bases 128 to 1546 code for a protein of 472 amino acids.
CCGGAUAUAUGUAGCCGGCGGCAGAGCACGCCGCUGCGUGAGGCGCUUCUCGUCCGCCGGGCCCUGUGGUGAAGCGGCGCCUCCGCUCCCGUCCCGCUCUGCCCGCAGUUUUCAGUUGACCAAAGAAAUGGUGAUGGAGAAGCCAAGUCCCCUGCUGGUCGGGCGGGAGUUCGUGAGGCAGUACUAUACCCUGCUGAACCAAGCACCUGACUAUUUGCACAGGUUUUAUGGAAAGAACUCUUCCUAUGUCCACGGUGGCUUGGAUUCCAAUGGAAAACCAGCUGACGCAGUCUAUGGGCAAUCUGAUAUCCACAAGAAGGUGCUGUCACUGAACUUCAAGGAUUGCCACACAAAGAUCCGUCACGUGGACGCCCACGCCACCCUCAACGACGGCGUGGUGGUGCAGGUGAUGGGGGAGCUCUCCAACAACAUGCAGCCCGUGCGCAGGUUCAUGCAGACCUUCGUGCUCGCUCCUGAGGGCUCUGUUGCAAACAAGUUCUAUGUCCACAACGAUAUCUUCCGCUACCAGGACGAGGUUUUUGGGGACUCUGAUACUGAGCCUCCAGAGGAAUCAGAGGAGGAAGGGGAGGAACCUGAGGAAAGACAGCAGACACCUGAGGCUGUUCCUGAUGAUAGUGGUGCUUAUUAUGAGCAGGCUGUCAGCAAUGACAUUGAGGAACACCUGGAAGAGACAGCUGCAGAGGCAGAGCCUGAGCCAGAGGCAGAACCUGAACAGGAGCCUGAACCAGAGGUGCAGGAAGAAAAGUCAGAGCCAGUAUUAGAGGAAUCUGCUCCAGAAGAGACUGUGGAAAAGAGUCCUUCUCCAGCUCCUGCUGAUCCAGCUCCUGCAGUGCAAGAGGACUCCAGGACAUUUUCCUGGGCAUCAGUAACCAGCAAGAACCUUCCUCCCAGUGGGGCUGUCCCAGUAUCAGGAAUACCACCUCAUGUUGUGAAAGUACCGGUCUCACAGCCCCGCCCUGAGGCAAAGCCUGAAUCCCAGACCCCCCCUCAGAGACCUCAGAGGGAUCAGCGAGUGAGGGAGCAGCGAACGAGCAUCCCACCUCAGCGGGGUCCUAGGCCAAUUCGCGAGGGUGAACAAGGCGAUGUUGAAACCAGGCGGAUUGUGAGAUACCCAGACAGUCAUCAGCUGUUUGUUGGGAACCUUCCCCAUGAUGUGGAUAAAUCUGAACUUAAAGACUUUUUCCAAAAACUUGGCUUUUCUCUUGCAGGCUAUGGCAAUGUUGUUGAACUCCGCAUCAACAGUGGUGGAAAGCUCCCUAAUUUUGGGUUUGUGGUGUUUGAUGAUCCUGAGCCGGUUCAGAAGAUCCUUAGCAACAGGCCCAUCAUGUUCAGGGGAGAGGUGCGCCUGAACGUGGAGGAGAAGAAAACACGAGCUGCCAGGGAGGGUGACCGCAGAGAUAACAGACCCCGUGGACCUGGAGGCACUCGUGGGGGGCUGGGAGGUGGGAUUCGAGGGCCUCCUCGUGGAGGAAUGUCCCAGAAGCCAGGAUUUGGAGCUGGAAGGGGGAUCGGGCAACGCCAGUGAAUUCAUCGCGGAUGUUGACGUGAUGGCGCAAACCCUUUUUCCUGCAGAUUUGUGAAUUUCAGCCUUGGGUAUCUUGGAAUGUGGCCCUAGCCUGUUAUAGACUGCUACGUUUGAUACUAUUUUGGCCCCUUUUUGUUUGUGUUAUGGUUCUGUGAUUUAUUUUUUUCUAGUCCUUGUCCCAGAUUCCAGCUUUGUGGAACAACGUUUUAGGAAAAGUGGAUUUUAAAAAGAAAAGAACUGAAUUUUCUUCUUCACCUCAAACUUACGGACUGAUUUUUGGUUUUUUUGGUACCAGUGGUUUUUCCUAAGGAAUGUCUUUCUUUUUUCUUUUAUUUUUUUUUCCUCCCCUCUUUCUAAUGAAUUUGGGUGCAGUCAGCGGAAUAAUAUUUCACGUGCAUGCAUUCAAGAGCCUGUAGGAAAACAUAGUUCUUGGCAAGUAUUCCAAGGGCAGAAAAGCAAAACUCUUGGUGUUUCUUUGAGGGUCAUAUGAACAUCCUCCGGUCUGGAGACAUUGCCACUUGAAAAAAUUGACUUUCACCUUUCUGUGGCGCUGUAAAAGUGGAAUAAUGGGUAUCCGUAGAAUCUCUUUUCCUUUUGAUACAUGAUCACAGCAAGGAAUUCGAACUACUGUUUUACCACUUUGAAAUUUUGGAUUGUGGGAUAGGUUUUAAAUGUCUAGAACUUGACUCUUCAAACACUUUUCCUGAACUUGUGAAAUUUUUUAUUGAAAUAGGGAGUUUUUUUCAUGUUUAGUUUGUAUUUGUAUAAAAAAAAGCAAAAUUGUUGUGCCUUCUAUUUAUCUCUCAUUCCAGUUUUGGCAAAUUGUUUAAAAAAAAUAAAAUAAAAAAGGUCUAGAUUUGCUUUAUCAA